Messenger RNA from Rhipicephalus sanguineus (brown dog tick), 1359 nucleotides. RefSeq names its product intracellular coagulation inhibitor 3. Lineage: Eukaryota; Metazoa; Arthropoda; Arachnida; Ixodida; Ixodidae. Bases 67 to 1266 code for a protein of 399 amino acids. The record is from RefSeq and is a predicted model, not a curated record. Gene Ontology annotation, molecular function: serine-type endopeptidase inhibitor activity. The transcript has a single exon.
UCGCUAUAUAACGAAGCCACCGCGGCCACAGGCCAUUCGUACGCACACGUUCGAAGGAUAGGCACGAUGCUUGCCAAGUUUGCCUUUUUCGCGUUGUUACUCUUCGCGGUUGACGGCGAACGUGACGACGACAAGCUACUCGCCAGAGCUCACAACCAGUUCGCCGUGAACUUGCUAAAGCAGCUUGCCAGUCAAGAGCCCUCGUCCAACAUCGUGUUUUCUCCGACUAGCAUCGCUGCUGCGUUCGGCAUGGCAUACGCCGGCGCCAGGGGAAGCUCGGAGGCCGAGCUUGGGUCGGUGCUCGGCCACACUGCAGUCGGCCUCACGGAUCGAGCCAGAGUGCUCGCGGCCUACAAGACCUUGCUGCAACUAGUGGCAUCACCCAACGUCACGCUGGAUGUGGCCAACCUGGUCCUUGCACAGAGGGGCUUUCCCAUAACCGAUAGCUACCAGCAGCAGCUACGCGAUGUCUUCGACGCGGAGCUCAGGUCCGCUGACUUUGCUGACGCAGGUUCCGGGGCCGCGGCCGAAGUAAAUGCCUGGGUGCGCUACAAAACUCGGGGCAAGAUUUCCGAUAUCUUGCCCGAACGCGAGUCACUGUACAUCGUCCUCUUCAUCCUGAACGCCGUCUACUUUAAAGGGACCUGGGUGACUAAGUUCGACGCCGCCGACACCGCCAACAGACCCUUCUUCAAUCUGGGAACCUCCGAGGUGAGCAGGCCGGCGAUGCACCUCGAGACGCGUCUCCCGCAUACCAGACUCGACGCCCUGAACGCGUCAGCUGUGGAAAUCCCGUACCAUGGGGGCAAGUUCGGCAUGGUGGUCGUGCUGCCGGACAACCCCACUGAGCUUCAAGCGGUCAGGAAUGAUCUGUCGGUCGCCGUUAUCGACGCUCUCGGCGAAACCAUGUACAGCAAAGACGUCGUGCUGCGGCUGCCCAAGUUCGAGAUGAGCCUGCGCUACAACUUGGUGCCCGCAAUGCAGGCACUCGGGCUGAGCGUGGUGUUCGGACGCUCGGCCGAUUUCAGCAGAAUCGUCGAUGGUGAACGCGUCCACAUUUCCGAUGCCGUGCACAAAGCGGCCCUCGAGGUUAACGAGGAGGGAACCAUCGCAGCUGCCGUUACUGGCUUGUCCAUCAGGCCAACCUCGGCUGUGUACAUCCCACCUCCACCAGUUUUGUUCACCGUUGAUCAUCCUUUCCUGUACUACAUAAGGGACAACGACAACAACCGCAUCCUCUUCGUCGGCGAAGUCCACAGGCUCUGAUGCGAGUUACGAAGUGCUGGAAGAUUCGCUAGCCCAUAAUUGAAUGCGGAAGACAUUCCCGUUCGGAAAUAAAGUGUGCGAUUUCAAAACAUC